AUGCCCAACCCCACCGUUCACAUCAUCGCCACCGGCGGCAGUAUCGCCGGAGUCGGCCCCGACCGCAUGGACUACACCCUCUACCCCGAGAUCGGCGACCACCUCACCAUCGACCAGAACCUGGCCCGCGUCCCCGAGAUCGGCGACAACUUCAACAUCAUCGCCGAGGACAUGGUCAGCGUGGGCAGCACCGCCAUCGGCCCCGCCAACUGGAUCGCCCUCGCCGAGCGUAUCCACGCCAUCGACCGCGACGAGCCCGACACGGCCGGCAUCACCGAACGCCCCGUAGUCAUCACCGGCGCCAUGCGUCCGCCCACGUCCAUCAGCACCGACGCCGACCUCAACCUGAUGGACGCCGUGCGCAUCGCCGCCACCCCCGAGUCUUCCGGCAUGGGUGUCCUCACGGUGCUCAACAACGAGAUCCACUGCGCCCGUGAGGUCUACAAGGCCAACACCCUGCGCGUGGAGACCUUCAAGCCCAACGAGCUCGGUUUCCUCGGCUACGCCGAUUCCGACCAUCGGGUCGUCUUCUAUCGCCGUCCCGUUCGCAAACACACCACCGAGACGCCCUUCCGCGUGGACGGCAUGACCGACCUGCCCCGCGUGGACAUCGUGCACGCCUACGCCGGCGCCGACGGCAUGCUCAUCGAUGCGGUGCGCGCCCACGGUUCCGCUGGACUGGUGCUGGCCGGUUUCGGCGCGGGAACCUUCCCGCCGACGGUCAUCUCCGCCGCCGAAUCAGCCGUCGCCGGCGGUAUGCCCGUCGUCCUCGCCAGCCGUUCCAGCGCCGGCCGCGUGGUGAUGACCCCGCGCAAGGACGAGCAGGGUUUCAUCGUGUCCGACAACCUCAUGCCCCAGAAGCCCGCCUCCUCCUCAUGCUCGGCCUAA
Molecule: messenger RNA, 888 nt
Organism: Geodia barretti
Lineage: Eukaryota; Metazoa; Porifera; Demospongiae; Tetractinellida; Geodiidae
Source: the annotation of a GenBank genome assembly